AACUCAAACAUGCAUUGACUUUCACUACACUAUUAUUACUAUAUUAUCAGUGAAUUUUGUUUACACAGAAUAUACGAUACGCUAAUUCAAUACCCAUACCUACCACAUAAUAUAAACAUACCUGUGCCUAAUUUGAUACCUGUUCAAUUAUUUAUUUAUUUUUUUAUAAAUAAACAUUUUAAAUGCCUUAUUAACUAAAUGAUAAUUUUGAUGUCAUAAUUAUAAUAUAAAAUAGAGGAUAAAUUUUAAUAGUGAGAUAUAUAUGAUAAUUAAAUGUUGUUUCAGACGGGCAAUGAAAAGAGGGAUCAAUUGGUUAAUAAUAAUAAUAAUGAUAAAAAUAUGAGUGAUGUCAACGAAAUGGAUGACAAUUUCGAUCAUUUUCUGCAAAUUCCGUGGAAUGACAUAAUAUUUCCAUAUAUUCUGAGAUACCUUUCCUGGAGAGACCUGUUUAGGUUGAGAUCUGUGUCAUCAGCGGCUCAACAGAUGGUCAGCGAGUAUUUCUCGUCGCUGUCGGUCAUCGACUUGACUCCAGUCAGACGUCGAUUCACUUCUCAUUGCUUUGACAUUAUAUCACGCGAUUGUCACUCAAUCCGUAUCUUAAAUUUGUCGGAUUGUAAGUGGAUAUCAUCGCCACAAUUGUAUGGUGUCAUCGCUAACAACGCCCAACUGGUUGUAGUUGACAUCAGCGGCUGUUAUGAACUGAACAAUGAUAUCUUGCAUAUGUUGGCCACAACUUGCAAGUCAUUGAAGACACUAAAACUAAAAGACUGUCAUUGGGUUAACGGCAAUGCCAUCAGAGAUAUUGGUCUGAACUGUACUUUUCUGGAAGACUUAAACCUUAGCAGUUGUUGGGAAGUGUCCGACGAGUCAGCCAUUGAUCUCAUCACUCAUUGUCCUAAUUUACGUCAACUUUCUCUGUCAAAAAUCUACGGUAUAACCGACCGAACCUUAUUUACGUUGGCAUCCAAUGCACCAAAUCUUGAAUAUCUUGAUGUCUCGGGCUGUUGGAGGAUCACUGACUAUGGCAUUAGAAAAGUUGGUGAAUAUUGCAAUGCAUUGUCUCAUCUUCAUGUCGGCGACUGUCGUGAUGUGACUGAUGAUAGUCUAUCGUAUCUGAAAGGGAAAGGCAUUUACAUAGACUCUCCUCGAAAUCACCGAACAAUUCAUCUCAACCCAUACCUCAACCAAUUGGCCAAAAUUAGACUUCAAGUCUAAAUUGAAGA
Oppia nitens is the source of this 1223-nucleotide messenger RNA. Its product is annotated as F-box/LRR-repeat protein 15-like. The record is from RefSeq and is a predicted model, not a curated record. Lineage: Eukaryota; Metazoa; Arthropoda; Arachnida; Sarcoptiformes; Oppiidae. Gene Ontology annotation, molecular function: protein binding. The transcript is spliced from 2 exons. Gene Ontology annotation, biological process: SCF-dependent proteasomal ubiquitin-dependent protein catabolic process. Bases 274 to 1215 code for a protein of 313 amino acids. Gene Ontology annotation, cellular component: SCF ubiquitin ligase complex.